Messenger RNA from Vigna radiata var. radiata (mung bean), 1346 nucleotides. Its product is annotated as ethylene-responsive transcription factor RAP2-3. Gene Ontology annotation, molecular function: DNA binding; DNA-binding transcription factor activity. The coding region runs from base 164 to 1063 and encodes 299 amino acids. The transcript has 2 exons. NCBI's taxonomy places the organism in Eukaryota, Viridiplantae, Streptophyta, Magnoliopsida, Fabales, Fabaceae. The record is from RefSeq and is a predicted model, not a curated record. Gene Ontology annotation, biological process: ethylene-activated signaling pathway; regulation of DNA-templated transcription.
CCAACUACAUAAGCCACUCCAACCCUUCAUUUUUUCUCACGUCAUUUCUCUCAACACCUUUUCCCCAAUAUUUCUCAUUUCUCACAACCCACUUCAACUCUACUUCUAAAACCCAUUCCCAAAACCUUUCUUUCACCACUCACCAUAACUUCCAUUCAUCAUCAUGUGUGGCGGUGCCAUCAUCGCUGACUUCAUACCCCGCCGUGGCCGUUCUCUCGCCGCCUCCGAACUCUGGCCAAACUCCUUCGGAAAGGACGAUGAUUUCGGCUUCGGUUACUCCCAAGUCGCUAACCAACAACCUUCCACUGUCAAAACGGCUCAACCUCCCAAAGUUAGCGAGAAAGUUGACACUAAGCCAGUGAAAAGGCAGAGGAAGAAUCUCUACAGAGGGAUUCGGCAGCGCCCUUGGGGCAAAUGGGCUGCGGAGAUUCGCGAUCCUAGAAAAGGGGUUCGUGUCUGGCUGGGUACCUUCAACACUGCGGAAGAAGCUGCAAGGGCCUAUGAUCGUGAAGCUCGAAAAAUCCGCGGCAAAAAAGCUAAGGUGAAUUUCCCUAACGAGGACGAUGAAUAUUCCAUUCAAGCUCGUAAUCCAAUUCCACCCCUUCCUUUCGCAACCCAAAAACCAACUCCGUAUCAGCAACAGUACCGUUGUGAUCUCAAUAAUGCCCCCACAGAUCUCAACUUCGAGUUUGGUUAUGACCUGAACCACACUGGGGCAUUUUCAUCCCACGUGGACUCUGUCAACGCUGAGUCGGUUGUCGCUUCCGGCGACGAAAAUUCAGGGUUAGCGUCCGGUUCAGAGGGCGCUCAUUCGACAAACGAGUUCAUGGGGUGUAGUGAGAAAGUGAACGGUUAUUUCAACGGCACGGUGAUUGAGAAGGAGAAAGAGAUAGAGGUGAUUGAAGCUGAAGAGGAAAAGAACAAAUUGCAGGAGCUUUCAGAGGAACUUAUGGCUUAUGAGAAUUACAUGAAGUUUUAUCAGAUUCCGUACUAUGAUGGACAAUCUAUGCCACCGAAUAAUGUUCAGGAAAGUGUUGUCGGGGAUCUCUGGAGUUUCGAUUGACGAGGAGUCAAUUAGUGUUUGUCUCUUCAUCAAUACAGUCAAAGAUUUCUUCUCGUUCUGCUGACUAAACUAACAUCUCUGCGUUUUGGCAGGGAUGGGACUGAAAUGUAAAUUGGGCGCUUCGUUGGUAGUGGUCUUCAUGAGUUUCCAACUUCUUUUCACCAUCUUAUUAUUAAUUUAUUGUUUCUAGAAUUUAUUUGUCUUCUAGUUUUGUUGAAUUGUAAUUUUGCUUGUUCAAAUGUGAUUUCACCGGUUAAAUUUCAAAGUCUUUGAAUUUCUAUCA